Molecule: messenger RNA, 3816 nt
Organism: Xiphias gladius (swordfish)
Lineage: Eukaryota; Metazoa; Chordata; Actinopteri; Istiophoriformes; Xiphiidae
Gene: arfip1
Product: ADP-ribosylation factor interacting protein 1 (arfaptin 1)
Exons: 10
Coding region: 258-1778 (506 amino acids)
Biological process (GO): regulation of Arp2/3 complex-mediated actin nucleation; intracellular protein transport
Cellular component (GO): trans-Golgi network membrane
Molecular function (GO): protein domain specific binding; phospholipid binding
Source: RefSeq, a predicted model, not a curated record
GCUUCGAAUGACAGCCAAGGCCCCGCACAGUGGCUCACUCUUUCCGGGGUUCAAACAGCAAGUCUAGUGAGCUACCGGAGAGUCAAGGACCACCGAUGAAAAGUUGGUAGUAUAUCUGUGCAACGUUCGGAUUAACUGCAGGUGCACUGCCUUUCAAGGGAACGUCCAGUGCGGCACGGCACCGGGGAGGAUUUCAGUGAACUAUUACAACGGCUAACUGUAUACAGCUAAAUAGUUAGCCACGGCCGCAGACAGGUAUGUCUGAAGUUAGUCUUGAGGCUGAAUCGGGGAGGAUCUCAGCUGAGGACCCUCAGAUGGAUUGUGAGGAGGCUGACAAAGCAGAGGAGAGUUUGAGUGAGGAUGUCAAACAAGAGAGGGCAGACAAUAGUAGGGAAAGAGAUUGUACAGAUGAGGUGCUGUACGACAUUGAUAUUGACAGUGCUGAAGAAAAUGCAGCAGACAGUGACGAGGAUGUUCAGAGGGAGGAUGAGGGCACUCAGAGUGAGAGUGUGGUGAUGUGCAGGGAUGGUGUUGCUGCACAGAUAUCUGGCAGUGUAGAAAGAGGGGGACACGAGACAAAUCAUCAUGUUGAUUCAGCUGAAACACCAGAAGAAAGUGGAGAUUCUCACACAGAAACAAAGGAUAGCACAAUGGCUGAGGAGUCCCAUAGAACCUCAGCCGCUGAGAUUCCCGUCACCAGCAACGGAGAACUGGAUCAGAACCCUGAGACAGUAUUCCAGAGGGACUCUUACCCCAGUGGCCCUGGCGGCCUAAACCUCUCAGAGUCCUGCGUCACCCCUAGCAACUUUGCUUCAACAACAGAGGGCAUCAUUGAAUCAGGACCAUACAAAGGGUCAGCAAGCCUGCCCACGUCUCCCGUGGCACCUGUAGUUCCCAGCUCGGCUGUUGCUAGCCGCCUGGCACGCUCUUCCAGCGAUAGUCAGGCUGAGAAAGGUGCAAUGAAAGCACAGCCAAAGAGUGGAGCAGUGGUCCUUUCAGAUGACUUAAAGAACCCAGCCAUGGAAAAACUGGACCUAGUGAGAAAGUGGAGCAUCAACGCAUAUAAAUGUACCAGGCAGAUCCUGUCAGAGAAGCUGGGUCGGGGCUCGAGGACCGUGGACCUGGAGCUGGAGGCUCAAAUUGAAGUCCUGCGUGACAAUAAAAGAAAGUACCAGAAUGUGAUAAAGCUGGCUCAGACACUGGCCGGUCAGCUGUCACAAGUGAUGCAGACGCAGAGGCAGCUGGGCGAUGUCUUCGCCGACCUCAGCCUCAAGUCACCAGAACUCCAUGAGGAGUUUGGUUACAAUGCUGACACCCAAAAGCUUUUGUCCAAAAAUGGAGAGACACUGCUGGGUGCCAUCAACUUCUUCAUCUCCAGUGUGAACACGCUUGUGGACCAAACAAUCGAAGACACCAUGAUUAAUAUUAAACAGUAUGAAAUAGCCAGGGUUGAGUAUGAUGCAUACCGCACAGAUUUGGAGGAGCUGAAUCUGGGGCCACGUGAUGCCACCACCAUGCCCAAGAUCGAGCAGUCCCAGCAGCAGUUCCAGAUCCACCGUGAGAAGUACGAGAGGAUGCGAAACGAUGUUUCUGUCAAGCUGAAGUUCCUUGAAGAAAACAAGGUGAAGGUCUUGCAUAACCAACUCAUCCUGUUCCACAAUGCCAUAGCUGCAUACUAUGCUGGAAACCAACAGCAGCUGGAACAGACACUCAAGCAGUUCCACAUCAAGUUGAAAAUGCCAGGUGGGGACAGUCCAUCUUGGCUGGAAGAGCACUAAUCACUCCUUUCAAAGCCCUAGUGGCUCAGAUUGGGGUUUUGACAGGAAAUGUCAAAUUCUACAAAAAACUACAGGAAACCCUCUAUUCCCUUCAAUUCUACAGGCACUGCCUUCUGAAAUCUCUGAAUUGUCAAUCUUUUAACUAAAUACACAAAAGGAAAAAGAAACCCACAAUCCGUCUUACUCUUGAGCUUAAAUAAUUCUUUUCAUCUUUGCAGUUAGUUCAAAUCAUAGGGAAAUGCACUUUUAUACUGUUGAACAGGAGUUGCUGCAGUUAACACAUUUGGAAACUGUAAAUGGCCUUUUGUAUUCCAGCAUAUGAAUGUUGUAUCCCAGCACGUUGGACAUGCUGGCUCUGUAAGGGCAGCUACGGGAUGAAAACGGCUGCCAUUUUAUUCAUAUUAUUUACAUUACACUCAUCAGAUAACUACGAUAAGGAUGAAUGCUGUAUGAAAGUCUAAUCGGGAAGAUUCUUUUUCAACAUAUUUCAAGAUUAGACUUGACACCUAAUGUGAUAAAUGGGGCAAAAAUUUCAUUCGGAUUUCUGGCUCAUGCAAAAAUGCAAAUAGAUCACUUUUACCAGCAAACUCUGAUUAAAGUGGUACAUUGACAUUUUGGGAAAUAUUCUUAUUUGCUUUCUUGUGUAGAAUUAAAUGAGAAGAUCAACACCACUCUCGUAUCUGUAAUUUCAGUAUAAGACUAUAGCUAGCAGCUGGUUUGUCUAGCUUAGCAUGAACACUGGAAAUAGGAGGGACACAGCUAGCCUGGCUCUGUACAGAUACUCCCUGUCAACACCUAUAAACCUCACUAAUACAAAAACCAAAGUGUAAAAAUAUCAAGUGGUGGUUUUAUAGGGGUUGUGUACCUUAGGACAAAGCCAGGCAAGCUAUUUCCCCGUUUCCAGUAUUUAUACUAAGCUAACCGUCUGCUGGCUCUAGCUUCAUAUAAAACAGACAGACAUGAGAGUAUAGAGUGUUGUAUGGAUGUUUUCAUAUAACUCUAAGCAAGGGGAAAAAAAAGAGGAGUAUUUCCCAAAUUUUCAAACUGUUCCCUUUGAAACAGAGAUUUAAAAGUAAUAUUGAUGGCUAUUCACAACAAAUGCCUCGUUAUGAUAUGAUAAUGUUGUGAUGAUGCUACUUUUUAAUCAAUAUUAUCCAAUGUUUUUUUUAGCAUUUCCCUAUCUUUUUGACAUUCAUAGAAUAUGAAUGAAUGGUUGUGUUGAUUCUCUUAAAUUUCAGAGAAAAUUAAGGACCAGCCUUUGUGACUAAAUGUGCCUUGGUUUCAUAAAUUUGUUCCUCACUUGGCACUCUCACUACCAGUUUUCGGGACCAAAUCUUGAUGGAAGAGAAUGGACCGAACACAUGCACAAACACACACUCCAAGAAUACCCAUUGCAAAACAAAAUGUUAGCUUUGUUUAAAAAAAGAAAAAAUAAAUGAAAGAAAAAGCUCCAUUAACUUCAGAAAGUCUAAAUCUAUUUGAGGACAUGCUGUUCUCAAAGGUAUUUAUACAUAUUGCACAUGCACAUUUAUGCAUUUGAGACUAAUUACAAAAACUUGUAAGAACUGUAUGAUAUGUAAGGUGUAAACCAAAAUACAAUUAACUUGAGAAACUUUUUGUCUUUUGUAAAUUUAAAAGACCAGCAUACUUUACCUGAGCUGCUAACGGUUUCCUUCAUUGGGCUAUAUAAAAGUAUAUUUUCAAAGGGGACUUCUGUACUCUGGUACUUACAGCCAACUGUCAUGUCUUCACUCUGUUGAUUUUAUACUUUUCCUAUAGCUCACUGUGGCAGUUUGAGAGGGUGAAUCUUGUACAACAAUCUACUGUUUCCCUGAAAUAGGUGGAUAUAUAUUUGUAAUUUUUUCUCUAUUUUAACUUGAGUAUGUAGUCUAUGACCAAUCCAGCCAUUUGGCUGUUUUUUUUUUUUUCCCCUGAAGACCUACAGAAUGAUGUGCUAGUACUAGUAUGUACUAGUGGAUCUUUAUGUUUGUAAUAAUGAAACAUUAUCAAAUGUUGAGUUAAAAAGGAUUCAGAAUGU